This is a messenger RNA of Saccostrea echinata, 2232 nucleotides long. Its product is annotated as ADP-ribosylation factor GTPase-activating protein 1-like. The record is from RefSeq and is a predicted model, not a curated record. The transcript has 12 exons. Gene Ontology annotation, biological process: regulation of ARF protein signal transduction; regulation of endocytosis. The coding region runs from base 82 to 1671 and encodes 529 amino acids. Gene Ontology annotation, molecular function: GTPase activator activity. Gene Ontology annotation, cellular component: Golgi membrane. NCBI's taxonomy places the organism in Eukaryota, Metazoa, Mollusca, Bivalvia, Ostreida, Ostreidae.
GGACUAUUAGGCCCCUAUUGUUGCCUAAUUUACGCACAGAAAACAGAGAUCAGUCUUGAAACAGUAUAGUGUUAGGGGAAAAUGGCAAGUCCACGAACAAAAAGGGUGUUAAAGGAUCUUCGACUUCAAGAAAACAAUAACAAAUGCUUUGAAUGUGGUGCUCACAAUCCCCAGUGGGUAAGUGUCAGCUAUGGAAUAUGGAUAUGCUUAGAAUGCUCAGGAAAACACAGAGGACUGGGCGUACAUCUUAGUUUUGUAAGGUCAGUAUCUAUGGACAAAUGGAAAGAUUCAGAGUUAGAAAAAAUGAAAGCAGGAGGAAACCAGAAAGCUUUGGAAUUCUUCCAGUCACAGUCGGAUUACUCUGCUGGAAUGUCCAUACAAGAAAAAUAUAAUUCCAGAGCUGCCGCAUUAUUAAGAGACAAGAUAACAACAAUAGCAGAAGGGAAACCCUGGAGUAUAGCAACAUCUUCAGCUAAAGACUAUGUAGCAUUUAAACCCCGAAGUUCCCUGCCAAAAUCCUCUAGUUAUACCCAGAAUCACUCCAAUGGUUACAACAACUUUGGUGCUGAUGAAAGUUACCAAGAUAGCUAUCAAGAUGCUGAAUUUUACAAAAGUGAUAGCUUUAAAAAGAAGAGAGAUGACUUCUUUGAUCGACAACAAAGAGAAAAUGCUGCCAGACCAGAAAAUCUACCUCCUAGCCAGGGAGGAAAAUAUGUAGGAUUUGGAAGUAGUCCUGCUCCCCAACCAAAGGGUGAUGACUUCUUUGACUCAACUCUUUCAUCACUAUCUUCGGGAUGGUCAUCAUUUACACUAGGAGCAAGCAAAUUUGCUUCAGCUGCUUCUGAAAAGGCUGUUAAAGCUGCUGGUGUUGCCUCUAAGAAGACUAAAGAGUUUGGACAAACAGUUAAUGAAUCUGUUAUAAAACCCACAAAGGAAAAGGUUAAAGAAGGUAAAAUUCUGGAUGAUGUUUCAACAUCUAUGUCCAGUUUUGCCACUAGAGUUAAAGAAGGUACCUUGAUCAACGACGUUGGGACGUCCAUGAGUGGGUUUGCAGCGAAGAUAAGCUCAAAGGGGUGGAGCAAUUUUUCCUUGUGGGGUGAUGCUAAAUCCCCGACAGGUGGCCCCGGAGAGAAGUCUUCACUACUCAAGGAUAAGUCAUCUAACAAUGACGACCCCAGUGAGAACAGUUUGUUAGAUAAUGAAGAGGAUGAUUCUUGGGGUGGAUGGGAAGAACAGAACUCCUGGCAAAACAACAAGGAACCUCAAAACAAGAAGAAAAACAAACCUCAAAAGCUCAGUGAGGAAGAUGAAUUUGAGGCCUGGUUAAACGAUGAUCAGCCUCUUCAGUCAUCAAAAACAAAAUCAAAAAGUAAAGAUGGAUGGGAUGACUGGGGAGAAGACAAGACAGACAAAAAGACGAAAAAGUCGGACAAAAAUGUGAAAAAAGGGGGAGAGAAAUCAGUAGGAGGGGAUGGAUGGAGUGAUGUGAACUGGGAAUCAGACUUUUCUUCCCCUCAGAAGCAGAAAGAACCUCUGGUGGGGAAUCUGUUGGACUUUGGUGAGGUGGAGACGGGGGGAACCUCCUCGGGCUGGGACAAUGAGGUGUGGGCCGAGGAGGAGGACAAUGAGGAUGCUUGGCAGAGUCUAGAAGAAAGCUCCAAGUUAAAAUGAUUGUAGUUGUAGAUUUAGGAUUUUGAAUAUGCUCUGUGCCAGUAUUGUAAUAUUUUAAGACACUAUCUCAGCAUCAUUAAGAGGUAUUUACAUGUACAUUAUCCUACACAUCUUAUGUCAAAUUCUGUUCAUUUAUUAGGAUCUUGUGAGUUGUUUGUCCUCAUGAAAUUACCAUAUGCUUUUGCAGUAUGCUUGGAAAUAUGCUUUGAAAAAUAACUAAGGACCAUAUUUGUUAUCUGUUAACUUUGUACUGAAUUUAAAAAAAAAAAAACAAAACUGAUAUUUAAGAGAUACAUACAUUUCAAACCAAAAUCCAGAUUACAAUCAAUAUGCCUGUAAACAGAUUUUAUCUGUUUAUAUUUAUGAAUUGUAUGCAUAUACAAUGUGUUGUUCAAAUUCUCCACUUAAGUCAUUUUAUUGUCAUUUUAAUGCAGAAUGAGAAAUUGCAUGAUGUAUAAGUGGUCUCAGAUAAGACAACUGUGCAAUAAUUAAGAUUAUGUGUGAUAAAAAAAAUGUUUAUUUAUCAGACAGGGGUGUGAAUGUGAAGUGGACUUUUUUUUU